GGGCCUAGUGGCACUUCAGACUCUUCGUAAAUUAGAAGAGCUCACUGGGAAGCCUAUUCAUCAACUUUUUGACUACAUUUGUGGAGUGAGUACAGGUGCUAUAUUGGCAUUUAUGUUAGGAUUAUUCCAUAUACCUCUGGAUGAAUGUGAAGAACUUUACCGGAAAUUAGGAACAGACGUCUUUAAGCAAAAUGUCAUUGUUGGAACAGUUAAAAUGGGAUGGAGCCAUGCAUUUUAUGACAGUGAAAUAUGGGAGAAAAUGCUUAAGGAACGAAUGGGAUCCGAUGUUAUGUUUGAAACCACAAGAAAUCCUAAAUGUCCUAAGGUGGCUGCGAUAAGCACUAUUGUAAGCAGAGGAACACCCCUGAAAGCCUUUGUAUUUAGAAAUUACAAUCACUUUCCUGGAGUAAAGUCUCACUAUCUUGGGAGUUGCCAUUAUAAAUUGUGGCAAGCUAUCAGAGCAUCAUCUGCAGCACCAGGUUAUUUCCAAGAAUAUGCACUGGGUAAUGAUCUUCAUCAGGAUGGAGGGCUUCUUAUAAAUAAUCCUACAGCAUUAGCAGUGCAUGAAUGCAGAUGUCUUUGGCCAAAUGUUCCUCUUCAGUGUGUGGUGUCCCUAGGAACGGGUCGGUAUGAAAACCAUGGAAAAACCAAUGUCACUUAUACAAGUUUAAAAGCUAAAUUGACUAAUGUCAUCAGCAGUGCUACAGAUACUGAAGAAGUUCAUAUUAUGCUGGAUGCCCUUUUACCUCCAGACACCUACUUUAGAUUUAAUCCGCUGAUGAAUGAAGAUAUUCCUCUGGAUGAAAAUCGUAAAGAAAAACUGAAUAAAUUGCAGACAGAUGGCAUCCAAUAUUUAGAAAGAAAUGAUGAGAAGUUGAAAAAAGCUGGCAAAAUAUUAUCACAGGAAAAAAAUAUUUUACAGAAACUGAGUAACUGGAUGAGAUUAAAAGGUGAUAUGUAUGAUGGCCUUCCAAUUCUGUCAAAAUUGUGAAUAUUUAAAAUGUUUCUCAUCAUAGGUGCAAAGUUGUAUAUGAAAAAGGUUCAACAUUUGUUGAUCAUUAUGUAAUCAUUUUUUUUAAAUUCAAUGAGCAAACAAGCUAUAUAAAAUGCAUUUCUAUCUCAGUAGCUCCUCAGUAGCACACAGGAUCUGAGAGUCCUACAUGUAAGCAAAGGAAGGCCUUCCAGUCUAUUUCUUCCUUGUCUCCCAGUCUGUAACCCUCACACUUAGUGUUUCUCAGGGUCCUUCAAGCCAAUAUUCAGCAGGACAUGAAUAUGUAGAUCAGUAAUUAAGAUCAAUGCCAAUGCUUUUUUUUCUAUAAACAGAACACUUGUGAAAUUUGGGAUUUUAUGAUUUCUUGAAGUAUAUGAGUAUUAGUUUUCAGAAACUCACAUCAUUACCACUUAUAUUCAAGUACUGGUAUUUUUUUAAAAAAAAUGAUGUCUAAAUUUGUGACAAUUAUGGUACAAAGCAUUCAAUAUAUUAUGAAUGCAUAUAAAAAAUCAUGCUGUUUACAAAAUCAUAUUGUGCUUAUGUGUUAAUGGAAAAUUACAGCAUGAGAAGAAUCAUAGCAAAUAUGUUGCUUACAAAUAAUUGAGCCAGAAUAAAUCAAACAGUUUAAUUCCCAUUGAGAUUAAUGACAGUAAACAAUUUUAAAUCCAUUGGGAGUAGUUCAGCUAGUUUGCUGAUUGAAUUACUAUAUAUUAUAGACUUGCAGAAUAUUAUACUGCCAUUAAAUGUCAUGAAAAUUGUCUGAUGAUAAGAUUUGUGCAUGUAAACUGUUUUGUUUUAAAAUGUUACCAGUGUUUUGUAGUGUGUAAUGUUUUAACUGUUUUACUUUAUCCAAUUCAGUAUUUGACAUAUUGCAAUAAAAUCCGUCACACUUAAUAUACAUUUAUUUUUCAAAAAAAAAAUUGGGGGGGGGGGUUUCAGAGCAAUUACUUUGCUGUUUGAAAAGCAAAUCACUAGAACUGAGUCUUGUUUGAAAUAAAAUAAAUAUUGAAAGGUC
This is a messenger RNA of Thamnophis sirtalis, 2006 nucleotides long. The record is from RefSeq and is a predicted model, not a curated record. Lineage: Eukaryota; Metazoa; Chordata; Lepidosauria; Squamata; Natricidae.